Tachysurus vachellii is the source of this 1392-nucleotide messenger RNA. Its product is annotated as zinc finger BED domain-containing protein 5-like. The transcript has a single exon. Bases 1 to 1392 code for a protein of 463 amino acids. NCBI's taxonomy places the organism in Eukaryota, Metazoa, Chordata, Actinopteri, Siluriformes, Bagridae. The record is from RefSeq and is a predicted model, not a curated record.
AUGUCGGCCCUGACAGCCAAAGAGAUAGCUAAAGUGCCUCUCUCAGAUAACACAAUUGCCAGAUGUAUUGAUGCCAUGUCUGCGGAUAUCGAAACUGUUGUUUUAGAAAAGAUGCGCAUCAGUAAGAAAUUUGCCUUGCAACUUAAUGAGUCGACGGAUAUUAGUGGACAUUGUCAGCUCUUGGCCAACGUGCGUUUUGUGGAUGGAGAAGCCAUUAUAGAAAACUUCCUAUUUUGCAAGACACUGCCAGAAAAAUCAACAGGGGAGGAAAUAUUUCGGGUCACGUCGGAAUAUCUUGACAAAAGCGGGCUUACGUGGGAAAACUGCAUAGGUGUCAGCACUGACGGAGCCGCAGCCAUGGUCGGGCGCACCAAAGGCUUCGUAAGUAGGGUCAAAGAAAAAAACCCAGAUGUUAUUGUUACGCACUGUUUUUUGCACCGUGAGGCCCUCGUUGCAAAGACCUUACCAGCAGAUCUAGCUCCUGUGUUGGAUGAUGUUGUGCGCAUAGUGAACUUUGUGAAGACGCGUCCUUUGAAAUGUCGCUUAUUUGCGUCUUUGUGUGAGGAAAUGGGAGCGGAACAUAAAGUCUUAUUGCUCCACACGGAGGUCCGGUGGCUGUCGCGCGGCAAAGUGCUGGCCCGUGUGUUUGAGCUGCGAGAGGAACUUAAAGUUUUUCUGACAAACGAGAGGUCCGAUUUCUCAAAGCUGCUUGCAAGUGAUGAGUGGUGUGCAAAGCUGGCAUACCUGGCUGAUAUAUUUCAUCAUCUGAAUGAACUGAACACACGAAUGCAAGGCCGAAAUGAAAACCUGCUUACAAGCACUGAUAAAGUGAACGGAUUCCGUUUAAAAUUGCAACUCUGGCAACAACAUGUGCAGCGUGGCAACCUUGAGAUGUUCCCACUCACCGAGAAACUGCAUGAUGGCAACACCGCUGCUAUGUGCGAGGUGAUUGGCACACAUUUGAAAACUCUUGAGGAGAAGUUGUCAUUUUAUUUCUCUUCAGCCUUCACGGAAUGCCUUGACUGGGUUAGGGACCCAUACAGCUCAGCAUCAGUUGCUGGAAAGGACAUGACUUUAAAGGAGCAAGAGGAACUCAUUGAACUGAAACAAGAUCGUGGUUUAAAGCUAAACUUUGCUGAUCUUCCUUUGGACAGUUUUUGGUUAUCUGUUGCCAAGGAGUUCCCCAUUCUGGCCAACAAAGCUAUUUUGACAUUGCUCCCGUUUUCAACCACAUAUCUGUGUGAGCUGAGCUUCUCAAGCUUGACUGCGAUAAAAGCUAAAAACAGAGAGACACUGAGAGCUGUUGAGCAAGAGCUUCGUGUGUGUCUUUCUACCAUUACUGCCAGGAUAUCCAUUUUGUGUUCAUCAAAACAGCCCCAGGUUUCACACUAA